This is a messenger RNA of Coregonus clupeaformis (lake whitefish), 3928 nucleotides long. RefSeq names its product pleiotropic regulator 1 (gene plrg1). NCBI's taxonomy places the organism in Eukaryota, Metazoa, Chordata, Actinopteri, Salmoniformes, Salmonidae. The record is from RefSeq and is a predicted model, not a curated record. The transcript has 15 exons. Bases 1549 to 3090 code for a protein of 513 amino acids. Gene Ontology annotation, molecular function: protein binding. Gene Ontology annotation, cellular component: Prp19 complex; precatalytic spliceosome; catalytic step 2 spliceosome. Gene Ontology annotation, biological process: mRNA splicing, via spliceosome.
CUCUCUCAUCUUUUUAAGUGGGAGAACUUGCACAAUUGGUGGCUGACUAAAUACUUUUUUCCCCCACUGUACCUGAACAUAAGGCUCAGUCAAUCCUUUAUUUCCUACAAUACCAACAGUACAGGAAUUACAACCCAUACUGUUGUUGUCCCAUUGGUGUGUGGCAUUUUCAAGACAAAUGUUCUCCACACAUGCUUUGAGAACAACAUUUGUAAUUGUUGUCACGUGAUCUACUAGACUGCAUGGACAAAACCAUGUUUGGAUGUUAUUUGGUAGAUUUGACACUAUGACCAAAAAUACUCUCUCUCUCGCUCUCUCUCUUUCUCCCGUCUAAUCAUAGGGAUCUCAGAAAGGCCUUGUGUGCGUGUGUGUGCACGUUUGCGUGUCUGGGUGGGUGUGUGUUUGUGGGUCGAUGCGUUGGUUUCUGCUGACUGGUAUUAGGCUAUGUGUGGGUGUUUAUUUGUCUUUGUUUGUACAUUGCGCAGGUCCCCUAUGUGACCACUCAUUAUGUCAAUAUUACCCAACAUACAUUACAUUUUCCUAUCAGCAUUUUUAUGGGGUCAUCCAAAAUUCAAAAUGAGUAAAUUAAUGUAUUUAAUAACAUACUACUGUACUACAGGCUACUAUCUCUGAAGUAAGGUUAAACAACAGCAACUGUCAUCAAUUGACUAUCACUUUUCCAUCCAGUAGAUGGAAAGUAGGAUCAGGGAAAACUUUCAUUCAUCCCUUUGGGAAUGUAGUAUCGAUGUUGGUUGAUUAGAAGUCCACGUCUCUGACAGACAUUCCAUACUUGUAAGGCAGUUACUCAUAUUGAGUAAAAUAUGUUAGCUGCAAUAUGCUUAAUCGUAUUUUUGAAGCAUUGGACAGCAGGGAAAUAACACAAACAGACUAAAAUCUACAGUUGAGAUUAAGAGAUUUUUGUUUGUUCUUGAUUGUGAUCGAAAUACACAUUGAAAAUUGCAGAAUGCAGAUGUGGGUCUUGAAUGGGGGUAAUUUAGAAUUUAGACUAUGAAUGGGGGUAAUUUAGAAUUUAGACUAUUAGACAAAUAUUAAUCUAUGUACUUUGCUUGGCAAACAUGGUCCGAGUGCCAUUUUUUCCAGAGGUUUUCAAAAUGCAGUAUUGACAUAUUCAGAACAUAAGGUCAGGAUGAAAUCCAAAUAGACACUUUGAACUGUCUGAAACCCCCCAAAAAAUAAAAUAGCAGUUUUUGCCAGGAUAGUCAUCAUAGCUUGUCUAUCUUGAAUUAAAAGCUGGCAUUAUAUAAACUAUAAAUAAGCACUGAAUUGUUAUUGUGUAGGGUUCAGCAGCACAGCAUAAUUAAUCCUUAAAUCAUACAAGUUACUGAUGUGGCCAUAGGGUGGCGUUUACCGUCAGCUAUAUGGGGAAAAAUUGACCCGGAAAUGAACACGUGAAUUUGGUUGUUUACCUCCGGUGCAUCUAAACAGCAUCUGCGUUUGUUUAGCAAGCUGGAUCUAGCUACAUUUCUACAUCUGUUUUAUCUAAAGUUUUUAUAGAUAGUCAAGCUAUCUGGCUAAAUAACAUCAGAAAUGACUGAGGAUGUGCAGAAGCACUCUGUGCACACGCUCGUGUUCAGGUCCCUCAAGAGGACUCAUGAUAUGUUUGUAGCUGACCAUGCCAAACCAGUCUCCUUGGAUGAAACAAGUCACAAGGUGAAGAUGGCAGCGAAGCUAAGGGCAGACUACAGUGCCGUUCUACACAUGCCCGUUCUGAAAGAGGGCAAGGACAGACCACUGGGAUCCAACAUACAUAGCAAUCAGAACAAUGCCCAACCUGGUGAUGAUCCAGAGUACUUGAUCACUGGGACCCACGCAUACCCCUCUGCACCUGGGGUGGCUCUGACGGUGGACACUCAGAUUCAUAGGAACCCCAGUGAGGGGGGAGUUCAUGCCAUGGCUCUUGCCCUGCCACCAUCACAAGCCAGGCUGGACGCCAGUCGUACAGCAGCCAGUGUCGGGGACAUUCACCGACACGCAGGGGGGGCAGAGAGGUCUCAUGCUCCUCACUCACAUGCUAUGUCUCUUCUGGAAGGAGGCGGCACCAAAAACUCUUCCCUCGUGGCCAGAAAAGCCCCCACUAUGCCCAAGCCCCAGUGGCACGCGCCAUGGAAGCUCUUUCGGGUCAUCAGUGGUCAUCUGGGCUGGGUGAGGUCAAUUGCCGUAGAACCCGGCAACCAGUGGUUUGUCACCGGCGCUGGAGACAGAACCAUUAAGAUCUGGGACCUGGCCAGUGGUAAGCUAAAGCUCUCUUUAACGGGACACAUCAGCACGGUGCGCGGCGUGGCCGUGAGCACCCGGAGCCCCUACCUGUUCUCCUGCGGUGAAGACAAGCAGGUCAAGUGCUGGGAUCUGGAGUACAACAAGGUGAUUAGGCACUACCACGGCCACCUCAGCGCCGUGUACGACUUGGACCUGCACCCAACCAUCGACGUGCUGGUCACAUGCAGUCGAGAUGCCACAGCCAGGGUGUGGGAUAUCAGGAGCAAAGCCAACGUGCACACCCUGUCCGGACACACCAACACAGUGGCCACAGUCAGAUGCCAGGCCGCCGAACCUCAGAUCAUCACAGGGAGCCACGACUCCACCAUCAGGCUAUGGGAUCUGAUAGCUGGGAAGACCAGAGCCACACUCACCAACCACAAGAAGUCUGUCAGAGCACUGGCCCUACAUCCCAGACAGUAUACCUUAGCCUCUGGCUCUGCCGACAACAUCAAGCAGUGGACGUUCCCCGACGGCAACUUCAUCCAGAACCUCUCUGGACACAACGCCAUCAUCAACGCAAUGGCGGUCAACUCAGACGGCGUGCUGGUAUCAGGAGCUGACAACGGCACCAUUCACCUGUGGGACUGGCGGACAGGCUACAACUUCCAGCGUAUCCACGCUGCCGUGCAGCCCGGCUCGCUGGACAGCGAAUCGGGAAUCUUCGCCUGCAUGUUCGACCACUCAGAGAGCAGGCUGAUCACGGCCGAGGCCGACAAGACCAUCAAGGUGUACAAAGAGGACGACACCGCGACUGAAGAAAGCCACCCAAUCAACUGGAAACCGGAGAUCCUCAAGAGGAAAAGAUUCUAGUAAAAAAUCUAAAAUAAUAAAAUUAAAACUUCCUUCAUUAAUUUCUGUUGUAAAUAUUCCCAUCAAUAGAACUCCCAUAAUUUUUGAAAGAAGAAUAUUCACACAAAAACAUAUUUUGAACAAGUUGGCUUUUAUUUUCACUUGAAUCUUUUUUGCUUUCAAUGUACUCCUUUUUCUAAGUACCAUUUACAGUCUUCAGUGUACAAUGUUAGUCCAACAAAGCAGCCAUUUUGGAUAGCCAAGAACCUCCCAGAAUGUUUGUUCUUGAUGAUGACCGCUCUCUCAUAGCUCUGGUCACUCUCGUCCACCAUGGGAAGCAACUCCUCAGCUCCGUAAGGGCUCGCCUUAGUGUACACAUAGUCCCCACUUGGGUCAAAUCCUGUAAAUGUGUGGCAAAUUUUAGAUUUUCUCAUCAUUAGAAACCGUAGUUUGAAAAGGUCAGGUUUUAAUUUUUUUUAUUGAUCCAACAGAAUCACCAACUGUAUAUAGAAGAGAAACGUAAUUUGUUGUGCAAUCUGGUGUAUGAAAUAAAUCACUGUAUGAUGAACAGAACAACCAUUAAAAAAGAACACGUUGCUUCUCAUUUGAAGUGCCGUGAAGCGUGACUCACCCAUGUAACCAUUGGUGACAACGUUCCGAUAGUGUUUGCUGCCACCCCUUGAUCUUCUCCCGGUAUCCGUUGUCUCCUGUGUGUUCCUGGAGGUCAACCAUAUUCCUGGUUUCACUGAUAACAGGGAUCUUCUGCUCACCUGUUAGACAAAGCAGAGGUACACUGUAAUGGAAAACUAAUUUAUACAGUAAUUUGGGGUAUUAUCAACAGUAAAAUACUCAAACAUUA